CAGUUCUUUCUUCGCCCUCAGCCGACUCGGAUCGCGUCCCGCCUCACAAGCCGGAGAGGAUCUCAGUCGUUGCUACCAACAACCAUCCCCCCAAACAACCUUCCACCCUCCCACCCACGUGUGUGUGUGUGUGCGUGUGCGUGUGUGUACGUGUGUGCGUGUGUUUUGUGAAUUCGUGUAAAGGCUCGCACUGUUAGCAGUUUACCUCACCGAAACAGCCGCACUCCCAGAAGUAGAUCAACAACCAUGUUCAGAUUUGUACUACUAUCAACGCUGCUGGUGGCCGGUGCCCUGGCCCAGUACGGUAACGGCGGUUACCACCGGGACCCGAAGACGGCGGCGAUCCUGAGCGAACAGCGCUACCUGUCCGGUGAUGGCAAGUUCGGGGCCGCCUACACGCAGGAGGACGGUACCGACUUCAAGGAGGAAACGGACGCCGACGGUAACCGGCGGGGCUCGUACAGCUACGUCGAUCCGACCGGACAGCGCCGCACCAUCUCGUACGUCGCCGGCAAGAAUGGAUUCCAGGCGUCCGGUGACCAUCUGCCGGUAGCACCACCCGCCCCCGCCCAGCCUGCACCACAGCCCCAGUACCAGCCGCAGCCCCAGUACCAGCCGGCGCAGCCCUCGUACUCCAGCGGUGGCCGCAGCUACGACGAUGACGGUCAGUACGAUCCGCGCUGGAACGACCCGAGCUUCAGCCAACAGAACCAGUACUCGGCACCGGCCCCGGCACCGGCACCGGCACCCGCCCCGGUUCAGCACCACAACUACCACCAUCAGCCGGCCGCCCCGGUUGCACCGGUUGCCCCGCAGUACAACCACUACCACGCGCAGGCCCCGCAGGCACCGGCGUGGACCACGACCCCGGCACCGCAUCGCUUCCAGCCGCCCGGCAAGCUGCAGCUGAACCGAACCCCGGACGGUUACAGCUACACCUUCAACAAGGUCUAAAGAGGUGGUGGUGGUCUCCCACAUCACUUGUCCCAUUUCCAACAACCCCCCAAACCCCACCCCACCACUCCUCCUCCUGUGACCCUGUAACUUGUUUUUUGUCCAACUGUUUUGUCGGAAGUAAGCGUUACUACCCUUACUAGGGGGUGCAACCCCGCUCCUCCUCUCUUGCACCCCUUGUAUGCUAUAUGCUGUGUGAUAUGUAAGCGAUGUUUGUGUUUUUUUGUGAUUGUGCCUGUUGAGCCACCCCCUCCCCCCUCCUUCCGGACUUGAUCCUUCAGGACCUUCUUGAUCCUCUCGAUUCCCAAGAUUCAACCACCGCUCGUUGACCUUCGCGCUCCACGUUCCCCCCUUAUUCUUAUAACUCACUCAUCAUCUUUCAAAAGCCACCCACCCUGGGCUCAACUCACGGCGACGCCGGUGGCCUCGUCCGGCAUGUGUGCAUGUGUGUAUGUGUGUUGUGCGCGCGCAAACGGUAUGCGGAAGUAGUAAGAGACACAAAAUGCUGAAAUGAAACUCUAAUCGAAAUGAAAUAUACAUGAAAUAGAACUCCACUCCAA
Anopheles darlingi is the source of this 1514-nucleotide messenger RNA. RefSeq names its product cuticle protein 3 (gene Cpr100A). The transcript is spliced from 3 exons. Gene Ontology annotation, cellular component: chitin-based extracellular matrix. Gene Ontology annotation, molecular function: structural constituent of chitin-based larval cuticle. The record is from RefSeq and is a predicted model, not a curated record. NCBI's taxonomy places the organism in Eukaryota, Metazoa, Arthropoda, Insecta, Diptera, Culicidae. The coding region runs from base 247 to 954 and encodes 235 amino acids.